Striga asiatica is the source of this 303-nucleotide messenger RNA. The record is from the annotation of a GenBank genome assembly. NCBI's taxonomy places the organism in Eukaryota, Viridiplantae, Streptophyta, Magnoliopsida, Lamiales, Orobanchaceae.
AUGACGAAGUCAGGCCCCUCCCCCUCCUCGACGAAUUGUAACAGACCGGAGUCAGGCCCCUCCCCUCCUCGCCUGCGCCGCCGUCGGCCUCCUCCUCCGAUUCGCCGUCCCCAGGCCCUCAGCCGUCGAGCCCAAGGCUUGGUCCCUCCUCGCCAUCUUCAUCGCCACCGUCGCUGGGAUCAUCCUCAGCCCCCUCCCUACCCACCACACCGCCCACUCCUUCUAACGAAGACGAAGUUUGAAAAAAACGACGACAAAUUGCAACACGAGAUCGAGGACGAAGACGAAGCUUGUCGGAGCUAG